Molecule: messenger RNA, 790 nt
Organism: Xenopus tropicalis (tropical clawed frog)
Lineage: Eukaryota; Metazoa; Chordata; Amphibia; Anura; Pipidae
Exons: 10
Coding region: 136-762 (208 amino acids)
Source: RefSeq, a predicted model, not a curated record
ACCCCCUCGGGGUACCCCGGCCUUGUGCCGGGCCCCUCGACUUCAGCCAGAAGCCAGAGUCAUCUUAGGCUUCUGGUUCUGAUCAUCUGGACAUCGGGACAGCAGAUAUCAUCUGGUUGCUGUAGCGCAAGGAAGAUGCCGGCGCUUCGGAUGCUACUCCGUGCCCUGGAGGAUUUCAGGGCAGAAUAUACUAAUUUUGAACAAAUUCUUUCCUAUUACGAACUUUUUUACAGGCGGCAUUUCGGAAAGAUGGAAGACCUAGAACAUUUUCUCAGAUCGUAUGCUGCCUGCCAUAAAAACAUAUAUAAGGAUAACAUCGCCAACUACUUGACGAUGAUCAAGUAUCGGAAACAACUGAAAGUGCUGGAGAGGGCUUAUUACCGCCUCUAUAAAAUUCUAUCUCGGUCUCCUAAUGUCCAUGAAAGAAGAAGCAUUAGGAGACAGUACUUCAAGUAUAAAAGACUCCAUAGAACUGUAAGAAGAAAUCUACGGGUCAUCAGAAAAAAGAUAAUGGAAAAGGAAAAGGAGUUGGAAGAAGUUGCUGGGACCAGUAAACUUCAAGAAGAGCCUCUUGCCCCAGAGAAGAACAAAGGGCAGGAGCCUUCUGCUUCAAGGGAGGAGGAGGAAGUGCCGCCUGAAGAAAAUCUGACCCUUGGAAGACGGGUUAAAAAAGCGGUGACAAAUAGAUUGCAGAGAAUAUGGAUUUCCACCAGAAGAUUCAUGAGGCAGGCUUGCUGUCUCCAUCCUCCCCCAGCUCCCUGAUUCCCUUCUUGUCUUCCACACAAGCACA